AUGUUUGGUAGAAUACUUGCUUUGUUCUUAUGCUUUUCGACGAUAAUAUGUCAAUCUGACAAUGAUGAUAUAUCGACAAUUCGUCAGCGUAUCCUGGAAUUGACUUUGUGGCCAACAAAUGAAACACUUCCAUCUGUUGUUCAAUCUGCUAUAAGUUUCAACGAAAAAAUGAACAGUUCUUGCUAUUGGAAAGAUAUUAACUAUGCUGAUAAAACCUUAGCAGUCUGGGCAACUGAAGAGCAUCUAAAUCGAGUAAAUAUUAUGAUUCAAGCGUUGACUGCACCUGGUUCCACCGUACAAAAUGAUCCUCGAAUAUCCCGUGGUGCUCAUUGUGCUUUAAAUGUUUGGCUAGCGCGCGAUUUUUUAAAUCCAAACUGGUGGUUUAAUCAGAUCGGUAUUCCAUUGUUAGUCACUGGUCAAUUAUUAAUGUUAGGCUCGAAUGCAACUGCGUAUGAAAUCGAAAAAAUAACUCAAAUAUCAUUUCGUUCGGAUUGGUGGGAACAUGAUCCAGGUACAGGUGCAAAUCUCAUUUGGAUGGUUCAAAUUGAAUUAUAUCGCUCAUUGGCGACAAACAAUCGAACUGGUCUUGAACAAGGUUUUACACGUAUGUGGAAAGACAUUGUUGUACUACCAUUAGGUGGACAAGGAAUCCAACACGAUUGGUCAUAUCAUUUUCAUGGUAUACAAUUAGUAUCAGCAUCUUAUGGACAAGAUUGGGCAUUAGCUAUGACGAUAUUUAUUUUGUGUACGAAAGAUACGGAGUAUGAAGUCAAUCAGGAACAGAUGACUGUAUUCGCAAGAUUUUUGGUAGAAGGUGAUGCGUGGAUGAUAAUGGACAACGUUUGGGAUUGGCAAGUGGAGGGACGUGCAAUCGAUCGAACGGGAAAUAACUUUGAAACGUUCGAAUUUGAAUUGCAACCCAAUUGGAUUCGAUCAUUAGGAGAUUUAAUUGAAAUGGAUAGUUUGAAAAAAGAUUUAACUAAUUUUGCCGAUCGCCUUGAAAAGAAACCUUCUGCUGUUCCUCUAAUCGGUAAUAAACACUUCUAUACAUCUGAUUAUCAAGUUCAUCGCCGUCUGAAUUGGACUUGUGCAAUUAAGAUGCAAUCCAUCCGAACAACACCAACUGAAUGCAUCAAUAUGGAGAAUCAAAAAGGUGAACAUCUUGGCCAAGGUGUUUUAAAUCUCUAUACAACAGAUUCUAUAGUCUAUCGUCAUAUAUUUCCUGUAUUUGAUUGGCAAGCCAUCAAUGGCAUUACAGUUGAACAUGAUAUUCCCAUUGAACCUUGUAUAAAAGGAAGUUUUAACUGGAUUAAAUUAAGUUUCGUUGGUGGAGUCAGUGAUGGAAGUUAUGGUUUGACAAUAAUGGACACAGCGACACAUAAUCUUACAGCACAAAGAUCGUGGCACUUUUACGAUGAUGCAAUCAUUGCAUUGGCAAGUAAUUUGACUCUUACAACAUCGAAUACUGCAUGGACAACGUUAGCUAGUCGAACGGUUUCAACAGGAAAAGUGAAUGUUGGAUUUUUUGAUGGACGAAUUGUUACUCUGAUGGAUGGAGCGAAUUAUUCGUUUCCCUAUACUUCAAAUCAAUCAAGUAAUGUUCAAUGGAUACAUAUUGGCGAAAGUCAAAUCGCGUAUGUGUUUCAAAAUCAAGGUCUAUAUUCCCAUAUAGGUGCAGAGAUUAGUACAAAAACUGCAUCAUACAGUACAAUUGGGCCUUAUAACGGUACAGUGACCAAACGUACAGCAACUGUAUGGAUUGAUCAUGGCAUUGGACCAUAUGUACGUGAUUAUAGUUAUAUGAUUUUACCAAAUAUUGAUCUUGCAUCUGUACCAACUCGAAUAGAACUUUAUAAAACUGAUCAAAUCUUUACAUGUAUUUCGACAAAUCCUCUUGUUCAUGGAAUGGCCUGGUCAACACUUCAACGUGCAUCAUUUGUCGUCUGGAAUGAUCUUCCAACAACGUUUACCUGUCAAAAUCCUUUGUUUACAUUAAACAUCCGAUUGAAUUCUUCUUCUGGUGUUUAUCUAUUCAAUGAAACUUCAACUGAUUUUUCCAUCACUGUUUCUCAUCCAAUACGUGUCAACAGUUCAAUAACGAUAAAUCUCGAUCGUAUUGGCUACGGACCGAAUUGUAUCUGUCAAUCGGACAAUACAACAGAUGUUUCAAUAGAUCUACUAUCAUCUGGACAAUUCUUGGGUUCAUCAGUAACAGUAACAUGCUCCAAGAAAAAAGAAAAACAUCAAUCGAUCUAA
Molecule: messenger RNA, 2256 nt
Organism: Adineta ricciae
Lineage: Eukaryota; Metazoa; Rotifera; Eurotatoria; Adinetida; Adinetidae
Source: the annotation of a GenBank genome assembly